Messenger RNA from Caenorhabditis sp. 36 PRJEB53466, 1406 nucleotides. NCBI's taxonomy places the organism in Eukaryota, Metazoa, Nematoda, Chromadorea, Rhabditida, Rhabditidae. The record is from the annotation of a GenBank genome assembly.
AUGUUCAAUACCGGUAAAUUCGUCGGCAAAACAGUGCUAAUCACGGGGGCGUCUCGCGGGAUCGGAAAAGAGAUUGCUCUGAAACUGGCCAAGGAUGGAGCUAAUAUCGUCGUGGCGGCGAAGACGGCGACUGCUCAUCCGAAGCUCCCCGGAACUAUUUAUUCGGCAGCCGAGGAAAUUGAGAAGGUAUCUGACAAAUUUGCGAUAUAUUUGAAAAACAUACCUUUCAGGUCGGCGGUAAAGCCCUUCCGUGCAUCGUCGACGUACGAGAUGAGGCCGCCGUCAAAUCCGCCGUUGAAGAUGCGGUCAAAAAGUUCGGAGGCAUCGACAUUCUCGUCAAUAACGCAUCGGCCAUCUCGCUCACCGGCACCGAAGAUACCGAAAUGAAGAGGUACGAUCUGAUGCACUCGAUCAACACGAGAGGAACCUAUCUGAUGACUAAAUCGUGUCUUCCUUAUCUGAAACAGGGGAAAAAUCCUCAUGUUCUGAACAUCUCCCCGCCUCUGUUAAUGGAAACUCACUGGUUUGCAAACCACGUGGCUUACACGAUGGCCAAAUACGGAAUGUCGAUGUGCGUGCUCGGACAUCACGAAGAGUUCCGGCAAUACGGAAUUGCUGUGAAUGCUCUCUGGCCGCUGACCACCAUUUGGACUGCCGCUAUGGAAAUGUUGUCGGAGAAGGGAGGAGAGUCGGGCAGCAGAAAGCCGGCGAUCAUGGCUGAUGCCGCCUACGCAGGUUAGAAAAAAAUUUUUACAAAUAGGCUAUUUAUUUGAAAUAACUACCAAUUUUAUUUUCAGUGCUCUCGAAGAACUCGAAGGAUUUCACUGGACAAUUUCUGAUUGACGAAGACGUUCUGAGGGCCGAAGGAGUCACCGACUUUGAGAAGUAUGAGUGUGUGCCAGGAGCUCCUCUCAUGCCCGACUUCUUCAUUCCUUCCGGAACCUACGACCACAAAUUUGCCUUCGGAGGCGGAAAGAAGAAGGAAUCUCAUGAGAGAGGAGUCAUUGAAGAGGAGAUCAAGCAGGUGUUCAAGGCAACCAAGAAGCUUCUCAACGGGGAAAUUGUGAAGAAAACUGGAUUUAUUUAUGAAUUUUUGCUCAAAGAUCCGAAAACGAAGGCGGAAAGAUCGAUCACACUCGACUUAAAGGUUGCCUUUCAAUCUUUGAUCUUUAGGUUCUACAGAAAACUGUGAUUUCCAGAACGGUGACGGCAGCCUCGUUGAUAAAAAAACUACGGAGUCCCCAGACGUUAAAUUUACUUUAGCUCCAGAAGACUUCGCCCCUCUUUUCACCGGAAAACUCCGCCCGACGACCGCCCUGAUGACUAAGAAGCUGAAAAUCUCUGGAGACAUGCCAGGAGCGAUGAAAUUGGAAUCUCUGCUCAGAAAGUUCGCUGAGAACAAAUGA